AUGAUCAUCAUGGAGUUGGCUCUGCUAGCCUCGGCACAAGACAAUGUUGCAGCUCCAGAAAUUCCACUAACAGCGACCACGCUCUUCGCUCCGUUCAAGUACCACCACUACACGUACCUGGACAGCAACGACUCCUUCUCGUCGUUAGAAUUUCUACCAGCUUACGAGUUUGGGCGCGACGGAACGUUCGAAGUCACUCUCGACUUCAGCCUCGCGUUGAACAGCAGCAGAGAUGGCGUCGACGGUCGUGUGCUGUUCUACUUGCUAGUGUGCGACGAACCUGCGACGGAAGCGAUCGCGGACAUUACGGCGCUUUACACACCUCCGAUAGUGUACACUACUGGAAAGCCUGCUAAAACGAUCAUCAUCGAGGUCACUGCGGAGGGAACGCACCCCGAUAUGCACUGCGCCAUGCCCAACCGCACGCUCGACUACUACUGCAAGUCGUACCCGCUUGAGAAUCAGUCACCCAACAGCAUUGUGUAUCAGUCAACCAAGACAAUCUCGGAUUUAGUCGACAAUAUCACGAGGCAGGCGGAGUUUUCAAAGGUCAGCGGCUUAUACUCCAACACUUUAACGAAAUUGUCCUUCUUCAUCGACGCGUGUGAACUGUUAGGCGCGAACCGGAGCAUUCUUCGGUCGUGCAUGGAGUUCCCGCCACCGGUGGCAGAUAAUUAUUACCUCGCUACUGGGAAUAAAACCCCUUGCUUCUUCUACCCAGAGAACUACCCGAACCGGUCGGAGGCGGAGAACGAGCGGUGGUCGAGAGAGUGCAUCAUGACUCCCCAAAUGCAGUACGAGAUCAAGGGCACAGUGUCGAUGAAUCUGUGCACUGCAAGUGGAAAGUGCUUCCAACAACCCAAUAGUGCGUUAGCGUGGUUUUAUUUCUCCAUGAUCGUACUGUGGAGUCUGCUGGGUUUGGUCUGGAUGGCGCAAAUGGCGUGUGCUCCAUCCGACACUGUGCUAGAUCUACAUCGCAAAAUAGCACUUGUGCCGGUAGUACAGGUGAUCUAUGCAUCUGUUGCCUACGCAGCACAGCUAACCGCUGGGAUGUACCUCGACUGGCAGCGCGGUAUACUUCCUUCAAUUGCAAUGGCCUUUCAGCUUGUAGCUUUCGUCACUACCGUGGAGACUCUUUUGUACCUGGCCAAAGGUUGGAACAUCACACUUCGAAAGCUUAACUAUCGUGAGUCCAGCGCGAUUCGAGUCGUUGUAGUGACUUGGGUGGUGAUGUUCAUCACAGACUGA
Messenger RNA from Phytophthora sojae, 1248 nucleotides. RefSeq lists its product as hypothetical. Bases 1 to 1248 code for a protein of 415 amino acids. The transcript has 2 exons. Lineage: Eukaryota; Oomycota; Peronosporomycetes; Peronosporales; Peronosporaceae. The record is from RefSeq and is a predicted model, not a curated record.